Mangifera indica (mango) is the source of this 2884-nucleotide messenger RNA. Its product is annotated as phospholipid:diacylglycerol acyltransferase 1-like. Gene Ontology annotation, biological process: lipid metabolic process. Bases 266 to 2287 code for a protein of 673 amino acids. Gene Ontology annotation, cellular component: cytoplasm. Lineage: Eukaryota; Viridiplantae; Streptophyta; Magnoliopsida; Sapindales; Anacardiaceae. The record is from RefSeq and is a predicted model, not a curated record. The transcript has 7 exons.
ACACAUUUUACGUAAAUCGUUUGAAUGGCGGUCUGACUCCGACCUCACGGCCUUGCACACAGAUGCACAACAUCACGGGCUUUUUGUUUUCUUUCCCAACUUCGAACAGAACGUCACCUCCUCUCCUCCUUUCCUCUUUCACACCGUUUCCACCGCCUUCUUCCAGAACCUACGCCGCAGAUCUGAAAAUAAUCAAUCCACCCUUCGAAAACAGACUAAUUAAUAAUGAAGCAAUUAUAGAUCUCUGAAAGCUUUUCAUGAAGCGAUGCCGUUUCUUAGACACAGAAAAGGUUCAGAUACUUCAAGGUCGCAAAACUCGGAUUCUUAUCAUGAUAAACGCGAAAAAUCGAAGAGAAACGGAGACGACGAAUCAAAAACGAAAGGAGACGAACAGAGAAAUAGAAAAUGGUCUUGUCUUGAUAGCUGUUGCUGGUUCAUUGGCUGCGUAUGUCUGGCUUGGUGGCUUUUACUCUUUUUAUACAACGCCAUGCCGGCAUCGUUACCACAGUACGUAACGGAGGCUAUAACGGGGCCGUUACCGGACCCGCCGGGCCUCAAGUUGUGGAAGGAGGGCUUGAGAGCUAAGCACCCCAUUGUGUUUGUUCCUGGGAUUGUGACAGGCGGUCUCGAGUUGUGGGAGGGCCACCAGUGCGCUGAAGGCUUGUUUAGAAAGCGACUUUGGGGUGGCACAUUUGGUGAGUUGUAUAAAAGACCACUAUGCUGGAUUGAGCACAUGUCACUGGAUAAUGAAACUGGGCUGGACCCUUCUGGUAUAAGGGUCAGGCCUGUGUCAGGAUUAGUGGCAGCUGACUACUUUGCUCCCGGUUACUUUGUCUGGGCAGUUUUGAUAGCUAAUUUGGCUCGCAUUGGAUAUGAGGAGAAAACCAUGUACAUGGCUGCAUAUGACUGGAGAUUGUCAUUUCAGAAUACUGAGGUCAGGGACCAGACUUUAAGCAGGAUAAAAAGUAACAUCGAGCUCAUGGUAAUUACUAAUGGUGGGAAAAAGGUGGUGGUUAUUCCGCAUUCAAUGGGUGUCCUAUACUUUCUGCAUUUUAUGAAAUGGGUUGAGGCACCAGCUCCAAUGGGUGGUGGGGGUGGAUCAGAUUGGUGCGCUAAGCAUAUAAAGGCAGUCAUGAACAUUGGGGGACCCUUUUUAGGCGUUCCAAAGGCUGUUGCCGGACUAUUUUCUAUUGAAGCCAAAGAUAUUGCUGUUGCCAGGGCUUUGGCACCAGGUGUCUUGAAUAAGGACAUGUUUGGUCUUCAAACUUUACAACAUAUAAUGCGGAUGACCCGUACAUGGGAUUCAACCAUGUCAAUGAUCCCGAAAGGUGGAGAUACUAUAUGGGGUGGUCUUGAUUGGUCACCUGAAGGGGGCUAUAACUGUAAUGCCAAGAAGCUGAAGAACAAUGAUACUUUUACUGCUGCCCAAAAUGAAAACGGGGAUUUCUCUAGCACAAAAAAUGUAAAUUAUGGAAGAUUGAUUUCUUUUGGGAAAGAUGUGGCUGAGGCACAUUCUUCUGAGUUUGAGAGAACAGAUUUUAGGGGUGCUGUCAAGGGUAGUAACCUUGCAAACAAAACGCGUUGUGAUGUAUGGACAGAGUACUAUGAAAUGGGUGUUGGGGGUGUUAAAGCUGCUGCAGAUUACAAAAUCUACACAGCUGGAUCAAUUUUGGAUCUAUUACAUUUUGUUGCUCCGAAGUUGAUGGCACGUGGAGGUGAACAAUUUUCAUAUGGAAUAGCUGACAAUUUGGAUGACCCAAAAUACAAUCACUACAAGUACUGGUCGAAUCCCUUAGAGACAAAGCUACCAAAUGCUCCAGGCAUGGAGAUUUAUUCUAUGUACGGAGUUGGAGUACCCACAGAAAGAGCAUAUGUCUACAAAUUAACUCCAACUUCUGAGUGCUACAUUCCCUUCCAGAUAGACAGUUCUGCAGAUGGUGGAAUUGAGGAUUCUUGUUUGAAAGGUGGAGUCUUUUCUGUUAACGGGGAUGAAACUGUUCCUGUUUUAAGCGCAGGCUUCAUGAGUGCAAAAGGAUGGAGGGGGAAAACACGAUUUAAUCCUUCUGGCAUUCAUACUUUCAUAAGAGAGUAUGAUCAUGCUCCUCCAGCUAAUCUUCUGGAGGGGCGAGGCACCCAAAGUGGUGCUCAUGUUGAUAUAAUGGGGAACUUUGCAUUGAUUGAGGACAUUUUAAGAGUAGCAGCUGGUGCUACUGGGGAAGACUUGGGUGGAGAUCGAGUUUACUCAGAUAUUUUCAAAUGGUCCGAGAAGAUUGACUUACAGCUGUAGAUAGAUUCAUAUGGGUGAUGACCAAAAUCAAUCCCAAAUAUUCUGCAUGAUUCAGAACUCCUGAUGAAUGCUGAACUGGUGCUUAUAUCAAUGUGGUGUUUUCGGUGGCAUAGCAGAAACUCAAUUGAAACAGAAGAGAGUAGCGGAAGCCAGUGCAUCAGGAUUUGUACAGUCAUCUACCUGUAGACUUCAUUGUUAUUGGAAUCACCAAAUCAUAAUCAUGGUAUUUGCAUCUCAGGUGUCAGGUAAACAACUAUCCUUGGCGCAUUAACGUACUCGUCCAAGUGGCUUGAAUUUUUGGAUAUUCCAUUUAUUUGUUUAAAAGUAGACAUAGUCAAUAAACUCAGUUAGAGAUUAGUAAAUGUUUCAUUUAUAGUGAGAUGUUCUUUAUAGCAUUUGUGAUUGUGCUUUGCCAUUCUAGCGUUUCCUUUUACAGGCGUUAUUUUGUUGAUUAUGUUCUGGUAUUGACUUAAAAUUUUAAGAAACUGGUGGCCCGCUGAGGCCCAUGAGGCCAGGAAGUAGUUGUUUUGGUUGUUAAAGUGAUGGAAAGUUUUACUUUCUGGGUUGAAAUAGAAUUGACAACUAUAGUUCUGUUGA